AUGAGCAGCGAGCUGCCGCCGCCGGCGGCGGCUGCGCCAGCAGCCAAACCUCCGUCGAUCCCCUCCACGGCCACCACCACCACCACCACCCUCGCCACCGCCGGCGACGGAACCACAACCAUAUCCUCGCUGGGCCAAGACCAGCUCCUGGAGAUCUUCCUCCGGCUGCCCAGCCUGCCAGCCCUCGUCCGCGCCGCGCUCACCUGCCGCUCCUGGCUCGGCGCCGUCCGCUCCUCCCGGCCCUUCCGCCGCCUCUUCCGCGCCCUCCACCCGGCGCCCCCCCUCGGGAUCUUCCUCGAGGUCGACGACAGCACCGCCCCCUCCUUCGCCCCCUUGCGCCGCUCAGAUCCGGACGUCAUCGCCGCCCUCCGCCGCGGCGACUUCUUCCUCACCUCCCUCCCGCUGGGCGACGUCGCGCCCAGGGGCUGGACCGUCACGGACUGCCGCCACGGCUACAUCCUCUUGUGGAACACCUUCCGGGCCGUGGCCGCGGUGAACCCCAUGACCUGGGAGGUGGACACCAUCCCGGUGCCCGACGACGUCGUGGACGGGGGUACCAGCGAAUUCGCCUUCCUUAGCUUCCUAUUGCUGUCUUCCGAGGAGAACCCUAGGUCGUUCGGCGUGGUCUGCGUCUGCGCCGACGUGUCUAGGGUUCGCGCCGCCGUCUUCUCGUCGGGGACGAGGGAUUGGGUCAUCCACCCAUGGGCGGAAAUCGGCCGUGAGUAUGGCCUAAUGUACGGUGCUAACACGCUGGUGGAUGGCUCCGUUUACUGCCCUUUCUAUGAGGGAAGAAGUGUGAUUAAGAUAAACACAGCCACCAUGGAUUUCUCCUCUCUGGAUCUACCCUCGCGGGUAAUUGAUUACGGACAGGCGGAUUUCAUCGUUGGGGACACUAAGGAUGGAGAGCUCUGCAUGCUAUAUGCAUCUGAUGAUUUUUACCUCCAUGCUUGGAUCCGUGGUGUGGACGGUGAUGGAAUUGGGAUUUGGGUGCCGCAGCUCAUACUCUCAUUGAGCGCAGAGAUUGACCGGACGAGUGGGGAAUCGGAGGGCAAACUCAGAGUUGUGCAAGCUAGGUCUGGAUGCGUGUACUUGUACUUGACAUGCAUAACCCCUGCUGGCACACAACGCAGCUGGUUAUUCUACCAUUCAUUGGGGACCACGGAGAUUGAGUUACUGAUCAAUGGGACAUUUGAUGACUAUGCCUAUCCGUAUAUUAUGGCCUGGCCUCCUUGUUUGAUUGGUGAUGAUGGGGCCACUGGGCAUGAAGUUGAAGGUUCUCACUAA
This is a messenger RNA of Triticum turgidum subsp. durum (durum wheat), 1284 nucleotides long. Lineage: Eukaryota; Viridiplantae; Streptophyta; Magnoliopsida; Poales; Poaceae. The record is from the annotation of a GenBank genome assembly.